AUGUCAGUGGUGGCAGUCCAGCUCACGCUCCAGCCAGCUCAUGGUUACAUUCCGCUCGUAGUCAUCGGCACUGGCCUCGUAAGCGCUUGGGCCGGGUUCGGAAUUGGCGGAUACCAGAAGACGCACGAGGUCCCGCAUACGCAAAUAGUGAAUGAGAAGAGGGACCCCCGCGUCAAAGACUGCAACGUCAUGCAACACGUCGCCGAGAACCUUCCCCUCUUUUAUGCUUUGCUCGCCACGUCUUCGAUAUACCGACCCGAAGCUGCAGCUGCAGCCGGUGCGCUGCGCAUUGUUGGUCUCAUUUGGAGUGGCAAGACGUACGCAACGGAUGGCUCUGGCAAGAGAGGGCACGUUAUAUUCGGCUUCUUCGGGACACUGGUGAUGCUAGGGCUGUCGCUGGAAGCUUCGUUGCGCAUCUUAGGCCACAUGUAG
This is a messenger RNA of Hyaloperonospora brassicae, 432 nucleotides long. NCBI's taxonomy places the organism in Eukaryota, Oomycota, Peronosporomycetes, Peronosporales, Peronosporaceae. The record is from the annotation of a GenBank genome assembly.